Bufo gargarizans (Asiatic toad) is the source of this 1921-nucleotide messenger RNA. It is a transcript of the gene ATP1B4, whose product is annotated as ATPase Na+/K+ transporting family member beta 4. Gene Ontology annotation, cellular component: sodium:potassium-exchanging ATPase complex; nuclear inner membrane. The record is from RefSeq and is a predicted model, not a curated record. The transcript is spliced from 10 exons. The coding region runs from base 393 to 1235 and encodes 280 amino acids. Gene Ontology annotation, biological process: sodium ion transport; potassium ion transport; regulation of DNA-templated transcription. Lineage: Eukaryota; Metazoa; Chordata; Amphibia; Anura; Bufonidae.
GACAAGCACACAUUGACGUUCUCUAGGAUCUGGACGAGAAAGCAUCUCUCGGUCUCUCUUUAUGCAGGAGAGCUGGGAGGUCUCAGUGUGUCCCGUUCACUCAAGAAUUGAUGUCACCAAAAGAUAUGAGAUAGCAGUGAUAUUGAUCAUCUCCAGAUCCACCACUGAAGACCCUGUCAAAAAAACAGUCGAAGUAUGGAAAAUAAUUCCACACCCCCUUUACACCAACGUGGGAGCUUUCUCUUUUCAUUGCUCAUGGUUCGAGUGGAUGGCGAGUGGAUGAAACUGAGCCUGUGUGGCCUUCUCAGAGACCUGGACAAAGAAAUAGGGAAAAGAACAAACAGCAGGACGGUCAGGAUGGAAGUCCCUUACAAUCUAACAGGCGACUUGACAUGGAACAGGAGAAAACCUGGGGGGAAUGGCUACAAGAAAUGAAACUUUACUUGUGGAAUCCAGAGAAAAAAGAAGUAUUAGAACGAGAUAAGAAAAGCUGGGCUCAGAUACUUCUAUUUUACUUUAUACUUUACGCAUUUCUAGCUGGGAUGUUUGCAUUAUGUAUCUAUGGACUGCUUCUCACAAUAAGCCCAUAUGUGCCUACUUGCAGAGACAGAGUCUUUCCACCUGGUGUAACAAUCAGGCCAUAUACAAGGGAAUUUCAUUAUAAAUUUAAUGCUGAUAUUAAGGACACAUGGUUACCUUACACCGAGAAUCUGCACACAUUUCUUGAAGCCUAUGAUGAUGAGAAACAAACAGCUACAAACGUGAAAUGCACUCCAGGACAAUACUUCAUUCAAGAAGGAGAGCUACAUGAGGAAAGGAAAGCCUGUCAGUUCCCCCGCUCACUGCUGAAGAACUGUUCUGGAAUUGAAGACCCAAGUUUUGGAUUUUCCCAUGGGAAACCAUGUAUCUUACUAAAGAUGAACCGGAUUCUGGGGUUUGAAGCCGGUGCUGGAACACCAAUUACUGUAUCUUGUGGAAUCUACUAUGGAAAUGAUACUGAUUUAGGAGCAGUUACCUUUUACCCACAUAAUUACUUUGACCUCAUGUACUUCCCUUACUAUGGCAAGCUACCACAUGUAAACUACACGUCACCACUUGUUGCUAUGCAUUUCACAGAGGUGAUCCACAAUCAUGAAGUCAUCAUACAGUGCAAGCUAAAUGGACGAGACAUUAUUAAUGAUCGUAAGACUGACCACUUCCUGGGCAGAGUAAUCUUCACAAUGAACAUUGGAUGAAUGACCUCCGAUUCACUAAUUCAGGAAACUUACAGGUGGUCAUGAUCAGACUAUUACUUACCUUUCCUAUGUUGCAGCAGUCCGUUUUAUCAAUGCUGAGGCCUAAAUAAAUCAGAACAUCUUCUACUAGGCCACAGUUUGUGAGAUGUCCUCCUGGAUGUAGACUUGGCUUUCAUUAGUAGUGAAUGAAGAAGACAAUAAGCAUGCAUAAAACUAAAACCUAACAAAAAAGCCAUGGUUCAAGUCACUUGAUUUCAUCUUGGAUACCCACCAUGCACUGCCGCCUUCCCAUCUAAAGGAACAGCCAAUUAAGGAGGUUUUUUACUGACAACCUGGUUAUUGUAUUAUGAUUAGGUCAAUCGGUAUUGAUUACAUAUUCAGUUAUAAUUGAAGUUAGUAGGAUAUAUUUAGUUGUCAUUAUUCUUUAUGUAAAGGAGAUGGAGAGAAAAAGUCAUCGCAUUAUGGAUUGUAUAUAUAUUAAAGAUACACUGAAAACACACCAUGUGUACCAAAUGCAACAGCACAAUUUUGCUAUGAGAGCGCUUUGGCGCAUGAGGUAAAGAACUAAUGUGAUGUCGAGUUAAUGUUAUUUGUAAUAAUUAGAUAAUAAUUGUCAUUAUUUGAAGCAGUUAACAUCAGCUCUAUAGAAACCACAUUUCUUAUACUUAAUAAAUUGGUUGUCAGAA